Tetrahymena thermophila SB210 is the source of this 1017-nucleotide messenger RNA. RefSeq names its product transmembrane protein, putative. The transcript has a single exon. The record is from RefSeq and is a predicted model, not a curated record. NCBI's taxonomy places the organism in Eukaryota, Ciliophora, Oligohymenophorea, Hymenostomatida, Tetrahymenidae.
AUGAUUUAAUUUAUUUGGCUUAUUUUUAAGAAAGUCAUAAAGAAAGUCUAAAAAAUAUAAUAAAAUAUUACACUUUUCAAAAAUUAAUUGAAAAAAAAAAUAGACUUUUUAAACCUACAAACAGAUAGGAAAGAAUAAAUGCAAAACUAAAACUAAUAAUCUCGAGCAUAAUAACCAAAUUAGAAUAAUAAAUUAAUAAAAAAUUAGUUAUUAGUAAAUAAUUGUAUCCUAGAUAGAGAAUAAAUAUCUGAUAGUAACAAUGAAUUUAAAUAAAACAGAUAAUAUUUAUUGAAUUCGAGAUAAACAUAAUAAUAAAAAAAGCAUGCCAGAAGAAAAUCAGAUAUUUUUUUAUUUGUAGGAGUUAACAGCUUGCUCAUGGAGAUUUUGUUUCAUAAAGAUUUUAAUUUACUGAAUAACAUUUAUUUCAAAAUUUUAAUUUUAAUAUUAUCAAAUUUCUCUACUUAUAUUUAUCUUUAUAAGAUCUAAAUAGCCUUAAGAAUUUUGAAAUAGUUUAAAUAAAAUUCAAAUUCUACCUUUAAAAAAUAACAAAAUUUAAUCAAAUAUGAGAAUAUCUUAAUUCUUUUAGGAAUUUCAGUAUUAAUUUGCCUUAUAUUUGUUAAUAUACAUUAAAUAAGAAAAAUAGAGAAGCUUAACAAAGAACUCCUUAAAUUGAAUGAAUUUUAUCAAUAUAAUUAAUUAACUUCUGAUAAUUAAAUUGAUAAUUUUUAUUUAUUACAGAGAGAAAAUAAUCUAAUUCUUAAAACAAUAAAAGAACUAUAUGAAAAUUAAUUGAAUUAAUUGGAAAAAUGUAGGCAAGUGCUUCAAAAUCACCAAAGACUUUCAGCUCUAAAUUAUGAAAAAAUUAAUUUAUAUUAAUAAACUGAAUUAAAAUAAUAAAUAGAAAUUAACUUAUAAGAAUUAGAAAAUAAGUAAAGAAACUUAACAAUACAUUUAAAAAAUCAAGAGUUGUUAUAAUUAGAAAAAUAAUAUGUUCCAAAUUACGUAAUAUGUCUUUGA